This is a messenger RNA of Bacidia gigantensis, 687 nucleotides long. RefSeq lists its product as uncharacterized. The transcript has 2 exons. The coding region runs from base 1 to 687 and encodes 228 amino acids. Gene Ontology annotation, molecular function: oxidoreductase activity, acting on the CH-CH group of donors. Gene Ontology annotation, biological process: lipid metabolic process. The record is from RefSeq and is a predicted model, not a curated record. NCBI's taxonomy places the organism in Eukaryota, Fungi, Ascomycota, Lecanoromycetes, Lecanorales, Ramalinaceae.
AUGCCCUGGGCCCUUGGUGCUUCUAUACACGAUGUACUCCCUGCCAAAACAAGAAGCGCUUCCAGCCUUGCCAUUGGGAAAUUGGGUCAUGGCCGGCAUACGAUCCAUUACAUCUACCGCUCUGUUAUCUACGCUGCUUUGAGCCCGAGCAUCGCUCCAAUGCAUCCAUUUCCAUGGGCUUUUGCUGUUCUCUUCAAUGUCACCAACGGAAUCAGUAUUGGCGGCUGGCUUGGUGGUUUCGGCCCGACUCAGGAUAAAGACUGGUUCGGCUCUGCUUUAAGGCUUGAGCUGGGGAUGAUGAUAUGGGCUUUGGGCUUCGUUGCCAACAUGUGGCACGACGACGAGCUUCGUGAGAUCAGGAGAGCUGCAGCAGCUAAGAUUGAGGGCAGACAGAAGGAAAAGGGAGAAUCCGAGAAGAAGGGAGGAAUGGGUGUGGAUAAGGUCUACAUGAUGCCCGAGAAUGGGCUAUUCCAUAUCGUUCUCUAUCCACAUUACUUCACAGAAUGGAUCGAGUGGUGUGGAUUUUGGGUGGUGGGAGGGUGGGAUUGUGUGCCAGCAGCAAUCUUUGUUAUGAAUGAGGUUGCAACCAUGUUGCCGAGAGCAAUUCAGGGGAAGCAAUGGUAUCUGAAAAGAUUUGGCGCAGAAAAAGUAGGCGCGAGGAACGCUGUAAUUCCGUGGUUGAUAUGA